GAUUAACCAAAUUUCAACCUUUAAACCCUAAAUUUGGAAUACCCAUUUGGGUUAAUGGGUCAAUUUAGUUGUAAUAGAUCUUUCCAGAUGUUACAUCAGAUUUUAACCUGGAUUUUAUUUCUGUCUGGCAGCAAAGAAUCUUCACUAAAUUCAGAAAAUACAGGCUGAAAAUAUCUUUCAUGGGUUUAUUAUUUAUUAUGAUUUUUUUUCCUUCUCCUUAGUUCUCAAUUAUUCUACCAAGCUCUCGCCUCUUUAUAUAUUUCCCCCCUGCUUUCCAUACUUUAUUUCAAUCUGAAAUAGUUUGUUAAUGAUCGGCUAGAGUUCGGCGGCUUUGUCUUCGAAUUUGCGUAUGUGAAAGUAGCUUAUUUAGAUUUUUUGUAUCCUUAAAGUUUGGUAAUAUGGUAUAUUAUGUGGGUUUUGUCUCAAAAUUCUAUUGUGAUUGGUUUUUGGAAAUAUCUUCAGUUUGUUAAAGCUUGUUUGGUGAGGAUUGUUUUUUUUUUAAUUGGGGUUGUAAUAGAAUAUGAUUAUUUUAAUUGGAUUUACGUAAUUAUGUUCAGUUUGUCGAAAUUUAGUGGCGAUGAUUAAAUGCAUUUGUUCUUUUAUUAUUACAGGCAUUGGAAGCUGAGCUGACUGGAGGUGAAUAAUUUGUUAGCGUGGACUCUUUAGAAAGUUUCUGAAUUAUUGAUAAUAGUUGGAAGAACCUUGAAAAAGUAUUUUGAUAUCGAUUGAGCCAACUUCUGGAAGGACUGGAGGGAAGGAAUUAUGGGGUCCAUUUGUUCGUGUUUGUGUUUAGAGAAUUUGGAGGAGUACAUCCGUUCUGAUGCUUCCAUGCAUGGACAUUGUGGCUGUCUCAGAUGCUUGGCUCAACAAUUACUCCACAUGUACACUGCAUUCUUACAAAGGCAGGAAGUGAGUGCAGUCCCUUUGGACGAUCAGGGAAUGGAUUCCUUUCAUUCCUCUACAUCAGUCAUGGACAAUUCAACAUGUGACACUUAUCGUUCUCCUCCCAGACCUCUACCUUAUGAUGAUCCAAGAUCCUCUCAAGUGCAGCUUGGUGAACUUUUAUCUAGGCGUGAGAAGCCGUCAAGCCAUGAGGAAAAUGAAGCACUUACAGGAAGUAAUAAUGGUACUGACUUGGAAAUGAGCACAACAAAAUUUAGCGGAUCUAGUUAUGAGGCCGCUUCCAAGUUAUAUCGUUCUAAGUCCUCAUUGAAGGAAACAUCACCAGAAAUUCCUAAUGCAAUGACAUACUUUCAUUCAUAUGAAGAUGCAGAAUGCCCAACAUGUCUUGAAGAGUAUACUUAUGAGAACCCAAGGAUAGUAAUGAAGUGCUCCCACCAUUUCCACCUCAGUUGUAUAUAUGAAUGGCAAGAGAGGAGUGAAUGGUGUCCAGUUUGUGGCAAGGUGAUGGUGUUUAAUGAAACAUAGUCCUCAUGCCCAUAAACUCUGUCCAUAUGUAACAUAAGCCGAUUCUUCAUUACUGUAUUUCAAGCAGUUGUACAUAUCCUAUGUAUGUUUCCAUAUGAAACAUUUGGUUGGAGUGGAUUUGUCUUAUAAUUUAUGCGUGAAGGGCAAGGGGUGCAAUGUUGGUGCAAGUGGUCAAGUGCUCAAGCACAAUAUGUAAAAAUUCUCAUGAUUUGUAAAUACGACGCAUCGUUUCCUUGUCAUGCCUUAUUUAUUUCUUGA
Messenger RNA from Asparagus officinalis (garden asparagus), 1686 nucleotides. Its product is annotated as E3 ubiquitin-protein ligase At3g02290-like. Gene Ontology annotation, molecular function: ubiquitin-protein transferase activity. The record is from RefSeq and is a predicted model, not a curated record. Bases 763 to 1428 code for a protein of 221 amino acids. The transcript has 4 exons. Lineage: Eukaryota; Viridiplantae; Streptophyta; Magnoliopsida; Asparagales; Asparagaceae.